Molecule: messenger RNA, 3921 nt
Organism: Esox lucius (northern pike)
Lineage: Eukaryota; Metazoa; Chordata; Actinopteri; Esociformes; Esocidae
Gene: brinp1
Product: bone morphogenetic protein/retinoic acid inducible neural-specific 1
Exons: 8
Coding region: 517-2802 (761 amino acids)
Biological process (GO): positive regulation of neuron differentiation; negative regulation of mitotic cell cycle
Source: RefSeq, a predicted model, not a curated record
CCAGUCCCACCCCUUGCUGUCUGAAAUUACCGUCCUCUCCACAAUACAGAGCAAUUUCAGUACCUCCCCCUAGUUUUGCUUCCUUUUGCUCUGCACUUGCUCAGUCUGUGCGUCUGCCUACCUACCUUUCUUUACAUCCACCCCUACCACCUAUCCACUUGCGAACCAACACCGAGCAAUCCAGGACCUCCUUCCAACCCGACAUUUCGUAUACGUCGAUCUCUUCCAUUUUCCUACAGUUCGACUGUCACUCUGUUUCUUUGUACCUAUGCUCACGACCUCGCAGAACCGAAGGAUUUCUGUCUCUGGAGCAUGAUAAGGACUGCCAACUCAUCCGCAAUCCAACAACAUCUAGUAUUGAGCUACCAGCAUGCAGACUGGAUACAUAUUCUCCAGCAGAAGUUUUCUGCCAGAAAACUAAAGCCCCUUGUACUAGAGAUUCUGAAAACGGGAAAAUCAGUUUCAGGUCUCCACAGAAUGGAGCGAGAAUGAACAGAGAGCGGCUGAAAGAAAAGCAUGAACUGGAGGUUUAUUGAGGUCAUCUGCUUCCUGUUUAUAUGGGACCAUAUAACAGUUCAGUCUUCCCGCCAGGACCCAUCAACAGCCGAGCAACAUGUCACCAAGCAGUUUGACUGGCUCAUCUCCGACCGCGGACCUUUCCACCACUCUCGGAGUUACCUCUCCUUUGUGGAAAGAUUCCGCCAAGGAUUUACAACCAGAUAUAAAAUCUAUAGGGAGUUUGCACGUUGGAAGGUGAGGAACACCGCUAUCGAGAGGAGGGACCUGAUUCGAAACCCUGUGCCACUCAUGCCGGACUUCCAGCGCAGUGUCCGGUUGCUAGGGCGACGACCCUCCACUCAGCAGUUCAUUGACACCAUCAUCAAGAAAUAUGGAACCCACAUCCUCAUAUCUGCCACCUUGGGAGGUGAGGAGGCAUUGACUUUGUACAUGGCCAAGAACAAGCUGGACCGGAAGCUGGUCAACGCCACUCAGAAUGUUGAAGCAUUGCACCAGCUGGCCUCUUCUUACUUCAUUGACCGAGACGGCACUAUGCGGAAGCUUCAUGAGAUCCAGAUAUCCACCAAUGCCAUUAAGGUAACAGAAACACGUACAGGUCCACUGGGAUGUAGCAGCUAUGAUAAUCUGGACUCUGUGAGCUCUGUCCUCCUGCAAAGCCCGGAGAUCAAGCUCCAUCUGCAAGGUCUCCAGGUCAUCUUCCCAGGGUACCUCCAGGAGAAAUUUGUCCAAGCGGCUCUGAGCUACAUCAUGUGUAAUGGCGAGGGAGAGUACGUCUGCCGGAACAGCCAGUGUAUCUGCAUGUGUGCUGAUGAAUACCCACAAUGCAACUGUCCUAUUACCGAUAUCCAGAUUAUGGAGAACACCCUGCUGGGGCAGGCAGAGUCCUGGGCAACCUCUUAUAAGGACUUUGAAAACUCAGACGAGUUCAAGUCAUUUCUGAAGAGGCUGCCCUCCACCCAUUUCCUGCCAGUCAGCAGCAUCCACCUCCUGUGGGGAAGUGACUGGGACCUGCAGGCACGUUACCGCCUGCUUCAGAGCUCCCUGGAGACUCAGAGGAUCAAGAUUCAACGAACUGCACGCAAGCUUUUUGGUCUCAGCAUCCGCUGCCACCACAACCCCAACCAUCAGAUGCCUAGGGAGAGGUCGGUGAUGCAAUGGCUGAACAGGGUCCAGUCCUUCCUCUAUUGCAAUGAGAAUGGUUUCUGGGGGACAUUCCUGGAAAGCCAGAGGACGUGUGUGUGCCAUACCGGUGUCACCUUAUGUCAGCGACCCAUCCCAUGUAUCAUCGGGGGCAACAACAGCUGUGCCAUGUGUAGCUUGGCCAACAUCUCACAGUGUGGCUCCUGCAACAAGGGCUACAAGCUGUACAGAGGCCGCUGUGAGCCCCAAAAUGUGGAUUCGGAGCGUAGUGAGCAGUUCAUCAGCUUUGAGACCGACCUGGACUUCCAGGACCUGGAGCUCAAGUACUUGCUCCAGAAGAUGGACUCGAGGCUCUACAUCCACACCACCUUCAUAAGUAAUGAAAUCCGCCUGGAGACUUUCUUCGACCCACGGUGGCGAAAGCGCAUGUCCCUGACUCUAAAGAGCAACAAGAAUCGAAUGGACUACCUGCAUAUGAUCAUCGGGCUCUCCAUGAAGAUCUGCCAGAUGCGAAACAGCAGCAUUGACCCUAUGUUCUUUGUUUACGUGAACCCAUUCAGUGGCAGCCAUUCUGAAGGCUGGAGCAUGCCCUUCGGCGAGCACAGCUAUCCACGUUGGGAGAAGACAAGGCUGGGCAACUCUCAGUGCUUUAAUUGGACCCUGCUGCUAGGCAACCGAUGGAAGACCUUCUUUGAGACAGUGCACAUCUACCUACGAAGCCGCACCAAGGUGCCAACCGGGCUGCGCAAUGACACAGGCCAGGGUCCCGUGGACCUAUCUGACCCGAACAAGCGCCAGAUCUACAUAAAGAUCUCUGAUAUCCAGGUGUUUGGUUACAGUCUACGCUUCAAUGCAGACCUGCUCCGGAGUGCUGUGCAGCAAGUGAACCAGUCGUACACCCAGGGGACCCAGUUUUACUCGUCUUCAUCCGUCAUGCUACUGCUGCUCGAUAUUAGGGAGCGGAUUAACCGAUUGGCCCCCCCAGUGGCACCUGGAAAACCCCAGCUGGACCUAUUUUCCUGUAUGCUAAAGCACAGGCUCAAGCUGAACAACAGUGAGAUGAUCCGGAUCAACCACGCCUUGGACAUGUACAAUAUAGAAAUACUGAAACAGUCAGAUCACCUGACUACUAAACUCUGCUGAGAUACAGUAAACAAACAAACAAAUGAAAAGAAGUGCAAGGAGAAAUGAAAAACUUUUUGGGGAGGGAUAUUCUUUUUCAUUUUGUUUGACAUUUUGUUUAUUUUUGGACCUUUCUUUUCUGCCUUUUGAUGUAAUAUUAACAACUUUGUAAUUGUAAUUGUUAAACAGACACUCAAAAAGGCAGUGAUGAAUCCUUUUAGCUGGUUAAAGAAGAUUAACGAAAACCACUUUAAAAGACUGUACCAUAUUUGUCCUAGCAUGUCCAUCAUUUCCUAAAAGAGCAUAAAGAGAGAAAAAGAAAAAGAAAAAUCUUUUGGUGAUGAAGAGGCCUUUAUUUUACUCUAAGGGAACAAAGGUUAUAUCUGAAACUGCCAUUCUUUACUGAGUAGAACAUUUUUAAAGAUAUAAUAAAGUUGCAUAAGGGCAGACCAGAUAUUAUACUUUUAUUUCAGUGAAUAUGCUUUAUCAACAAACAAAAUAUUAAAAUCAUGUGAAAAGACAGUUUAAUACAAUAUGAAGGCAUUUAUACAUAAUGGGUAAAUAGUAUAGCAAGCAAGUACUCUAAACAUUGGCAAUGUAGUCUUUUUAUAAUAUAAAAAACCCAAGUCUGCGUCCCUAUCUUUGUGAAGUAGGGUUUAAGGCACUUUGUUGCUAUACUUAAAGCAUAGGCACAGAACCGGGAUGGCAAAGUAUUUCCAUGUCAAAUAACGAAAGCCAGCUGUUUAUAUAUGUGCACACUAUUAUUUUGCUUGAUGCUUAUAGCUGUUUGUUACUUGAAUGUGUCAUUUCAGAGUGAGUGAAACCAUUCUAUGCUGAAACUUGUCUUUGGGCGCUGCCGCUCGUGGUCGAAAUUCUAACCCUUUUUCUCAUGAGGUGGUUUCUUCUGGUGCCUGAGUGCAAUAUUGUGGUCUGAAAAUGAACAAUCAAUGCUAUUUCGUACAGCUUUGCAAAACGUACACUGCUGAUGUGUCUGCUGAUGUGUCAAGCUUUUCGGCACCAAGAGCAAAUUUGAACAUUGAUCAUCCACAUGCAUCUGCAACAGACAAUAUAAUGCCUCACAUUUCUUUGAGGUACACAUAAGACAUGGAAAGCCCACAUAUAAUAAAAAAGAAAAAAAAU